AUGAAGGCCAUUGUGGUGGCCGGCACGCACAGCGGCGUGGGCAAGACGAGCGUGGCCGUGGGGCUCAUGGCCGCCUUCCGCCGGCGAGGUCUCCGCGUGCAGCCAUUCAAAGUCGGACCCGAUUUUCUGGAUCCCAUGCACCAUCAGGCGGCUACAGGCCGAGACUCGUACAACCUGGAUGGGUGGAUGCUCAACAGGGAGGCCAACGUGGCAUGUUUCACACGUUUCGCAGCCUCAACUGACGUGGCAGUUGUGGAGGGCGUGAUGGGGCUGUUCGACGGUCGAGAUGGCAAGACAGAGGUCGGCAGCACAGCAGAGAUGGCCAAGAUCAUAGGGGCCCCUGUUGUCCUCGUUUUAGACUGUUGGUCUAUGUCUAGAAGCGCGGCAGCCAUGGUACAUGGUUACGCGUCCUUCGACCCGUCGUUGCGAUUCGCGGGGAUUAUUCUGAAUAAGGUCGCCAGCGCAGCGCAUGCCACGUGGCUGACUGAGGCGCUAGAAUCAGCACACGUCAGAGUUCCCGUCCUAGGUGGCAUCCCGAAAUCUGCUGACGUGGAGAUGCCAGAGCGCCACCUGGGAUUGCACCGGCCUGGGGUGGACGCGGACGGGGUGCCAGCUCAGCACGCCGAGCGGCUGGCGACACUGAUUGAAGCCCACGUGGACCUGGACAGGCUGUUGCAGCUGGCAGCUGACGUGGCAGGGGCGCCUACGAUGGGGCUUGGGGGAGGGGAGGGGAGUGUGUGUGGAGGGGAGGAUGUCGGAGAGGGGAGUGUGAUGGGCGGAGGAGGGAGUGUGAUGAGUGGGAUGGGAGGAGCAGGAGGGAUGGAGUGUGGUGGAUCGUUGGCCAAUGAGCUGCCUCCGUUGUCGAUGCCGCCUGGAAUGAAGCUUGCGCGCAUUGGGGUGGCGAGAGACGAAGCAUUUGGCUUCUACUACCAUGACAACCUGUCGCUGCUGAGAGAGGCGGGAGCAGAGAUUGUGUUUUUCUCCCCGCUCACUGACCCUCUGCCGCACCGUCUCGACGCCGUGUACUUUGGCGGGGGGUAUCCUGAGCUGCAUUCUGCUGCUCUGGCGGCCAACACCAAGCUGGUGUAUGCGCUCAGGGCGUUUGCUGCUGCUGGCGGGGUGGUGUACGGCGAGUGUGGUGGGCUCAUGUACCUGUCACGGAGCAUCGAGACGAAGGAGGGAGAGGUGCACGAGAUGUGUGGGUUGCUGCCCUUCCGCACUCGCAUGGUGUCUACACUCAAGCUAGCCUACUGCACGGUGCGUCCCCAGCCCAACUGUGUGCUGUUCCCAGCGGAGUUGGGCGAGAUGAGGGGGCAGUUCUUCCACUUCAGCGAGGUGGUUCUGGAUGACGGCUCAUUCCAUGGCGACCAGCUGGAGUUCGGGUACCUUAUCGAGCAGCAAACUCCAGGUGCCACCUCCCGUCCAGAGGGCUACAUGGUGGGGGCAGUGCUAGCGUCCUACGUGCAUCUGCACUUCGCCUCCAACCCCUCCCUCGCCCACGCCUUCAUAGACGCGUGCCGAACCGACCCUACCAAAUCCGCAGCUGUCGCUGCUGCCUCUGCCUCAGCAGUGGCUGGAGCUGGGGCGGCAGCGGCGGCAGCAGCAGGGGCGGCAGCUGCGGCGGCGGUGGCAGAUGCGUUGAAUGAAGACGACAGGUUGUCGCAACGAUCGGUCUCGUAUAAUUUGUACGCGUCCCCGGUGCACCCGAGUCAGCUGGGCUUGCAACAGCAGCAACAGCAGCAGCAGCAGCAGCAGCAGCACGGGGUUUCCGGAGGUUGUGCACCCUCUUCCGUGUCUUCUGUGCAGUCUGGGAGCUCGUUUCGUAGGAGGAGUGAGAGCGGAGGGAGGUGGGAUGCGAGGGGGUUUGAUGCUGGUGGCGGGGUGUCGCCACCUCAUUAUUUGGAGACGGAUGGGAGGGGAGGAGGAGGGGGAGGAGGAGGGGGCGGGAGAGGGGGGAUUGGUUACAGCAGGGAGGGGAAUGGCAGUCAAGGGGUGGGAGGGCCGGGGUUUAUCCCUUCUCCCAUGCGGAGGUCUAUUUCUGAAUUGUGGGUGUCUGGGGGUGGGGGUGGUGGGCUGGAUGAGUUGAGUCUGGGCGGAGGGCAAGGGGCGACUGGGCAAGGGGGAAGAGGAGGAGGGGGAGGGGGAGGCGGAGGAGGGGGAGUAAGAGGAGGAGGAGGAGUGAGAGGAGGCGGAGGAGGAGGGGGAGAGGGUGGAGGCGGUGGGUAUGGGGGGACAGGAAGGAGAGAUGGAAGGGGGAAAGUCUUGGGAGGAGGGGCAGGAGGAGCAGGGGGGGAGGGAGGAGGGGAAGGAGUGGGAGGAGGGAGAGGUGGAGCAGGAGGGUCUAGUAACAGAGGUGGUGGGGGUGGUUCAGUGGCUGGGAGAUCAGGAAGUGGAGGAGGAAGUGGUGGUGGUGCUAGCUCAACCUCAGAUCCCUCUGCAUACCUCUCCACCGCUGCAAACCCCUCUUCAGCAGGUGCCUCUGCAACAGACGGUCGCAGCUAUGCGGAUUCCGGUUCUGCUUCGGAUUAUGAUGAGAUGAAUGCGAGUGACUUACGAAGCUCUUCUGAGUUUGAUGAGGGGCUGACGUCUAGUGGCCGGCUGUCGGAUUUUGUGGGGAGUAACAGCGGGAGGAGCGUGGAGCAGAUUUAUGAAACGGGAGGAGGGGGUGGUGGAGGAGGAGGAGGGGUGAAGGCGCCUUCUAGUGGGAAAAUGGCGGAUUUUGUGAGUGCAGGGGUCGGGGUUUUGGGAGAAGGAGGAGGAGGAGGGGGUGGAGGUGGAGGAGGAGGGGGAGGAGGACGGGGAGGAGGGUCAGCUGGUGGGUCUCUCAAGAAUUUAUCGGCUGGAUCAAUGAGGAAAUUGGCUGCUGCUGCUGCUGGGGCUGCUGCCCAGGCAGAGGCGACUGGGCAUGCCAAAAGUGGAAAUGUUGCCACAAGUGGAAGUGUUGCUAAAAAUGGAAAUGAGUCUAAACGUGCUGCUGCUGCUGCUGCUGCUGCUGGUGGUGCUGGUGCUGGUACUGGUGGUGCUGACGGUGCUGCUGCCGCUGCUGCUGGUGGUUCUUUUGCUAAUGCUGGUGGUGCUGCUAGUGCUGGUGGUGGUGUUGAUGGUGCUGCUGGUGCUGCUGGUGCUGCUGGUGCUGCUGCAACAGCUGUUACUGGAGCUCGCCCCACCCCUCUUCCUACUUCUUCAGAUCUACCCCAGUUCAACACUCCUCCCGAACCUGCUUCCAAGGCAGCAGCCGAAGCUGCGGCCGAAGCUGCAGAUCCCCACACUCACUUCUCCCCUUCUAAAGACUUCUCGUUUGAUACGGUGGAGGGUUGGAUGCGGUGUAAGGGGGUGGAAACGGGUGCUGGUGUGACAGUAGGGAGUUACGGGGUGACUGCAGCAGGGUUGAGAAUGGCAGGAGGAGUGGCAGGUGGAAUGCCAGGCGGAAUUCCAGGCAAUAAGGUGUUAUCUCCCUCCCUCCCUCCCGCUCUCCCUUCCUCCCUCCCUCCCUCCCUCCCUCCCUUCCUCCCUCCCUUCCUCCCUCCCUUCCUCCCUCCCUUCCUCCCUCCCUUCCUCCCUCCCUCCCUCCCUCCCUCCCUCCCUCCCUCCCUCCCUCCCUCCCUCCCUCCCUCCCUCCCUCCCUCCCUCCCUCCCUCCCUCCCUCCCUCCCUCCCUCCCUCCCUCCCUCCCUCCCUCCCUCCCUUCCUCCCUCCCUUCCUCCCUCCCUUCCUCCCUCCCUUCCUCCCUCCCUCCCUCCCUCCCUCCCUCCCUCCCUCCCUCCCUCCCUCCCUCCCUCCCUCCCUCCCUCCCUCCCUCCCUUCCUCCCUUCCUCCCUUCCUCCCUCCCUCCCUCCCUCCCUCCCUCCCUCCCUCCCUCCCUCCCUCCCUCCCUCCCUCCCUCCCUCCCUCCCUCCCUCCCUCCCUCCCUCCCUCCCUCCCUCCCUCCCUCCCUCCCUCCCUCCCUCCCUCCCUCCCUCCCUCCCUCCCACCGUCGCUCCUUUUCUGUUCUCAGGUUCAAGCCCCUCCUUGUGUGCUGGAUUCGGAGUGGUUGAGAGCGGUGCAGCCAGAUGUGCUCGCCCAGGUGCUUGAAUCAGUGGUGACAGUGGGGGCAGCACUUGGUCUGCAGCAGCCAGCCCAGGCCCUCUCCUCCCACCUCCACCUGCGCCUGCGCUCUCUCGCUGCUGCCCUCGCCACCGCUCCCCGCCCCCGGGUCACCUCCCUAGAAUCCAUCUCUCCUCUCGUUAUGGCUGGGCACUGGCUGCCCGAGAUGAAAGUUUUGGCCGGGGCAGAUGAUGGUGGGCUGCAGGAGCCGGGCAGCCCGGUGCGGAAAGUAUUGUGGGAGAGCAUUACGGCGUUUGGGCCUCAGGUGCUGUUUCUGACGCCGUGUGCUGCUGAUGUGAAGACUGCUCUUGCUCAGCUCUCGCUCAGCUCUCGCUCAGGUGAGCAAGGAGGAAGGCAUGUUGCAAGGCAAGGGGUGGGAUAG
Molecule: messenger RNA, 4464 nt
Organism: Closterium sp. Naga37s-1
Lineage: Eukaryota; Viridiplantae; Streptophyta; Zygnematophyceae; Desmidiales; Closteriaceae
Source: the annotation of a GenBank genome assembly